AGAAUUAACCUAAUUAAAUCAAUCACACACUUCCACAUUAUUACUGAAAAAAAUUCGGUGAACAAAUCUGAUGUGCCUAACAUUACUUAAAUAAUUAGGUUCAUUAUACUAUACAGGAUUUUUAACCAAAAAUGGUCUUUGAGAUUGACAUAACUCCUUAAUUUGAUCCCUGAUAUUAAAAAUUGAUGGGAGUGGUUUCUGGGUUUAUCCACCGUAAAUCAUUUUGGUCAUUCCGUAAAAAAUAUGGCAACGCUAUUGUUAAAUUAUCACGUGAGCUAUCACGUAACCAUCUUUUUAAUGAUAUUUUUGUCAAACCAACCACUUUUAGCCAAAAUAGUCUCUGAGAUUAAACAAAAUGCAUCACUUUGGUCCCUAACAAUGGAAAUGAAUAGAAGUGGUCUCUGAGUUUGUUCAUGUAAAUCAUUUUUGUUCUUCCGUGAAAAUUUUGUCAAUAUCCUCGUUAAAUUGUCAUGUGACGAGGAUAUUGACAUAUUUUGCUAAUAAAACUAUUUAAUUUUGUUUCUUCCGUGGAAAAUUUUGUCACUACCCUCGUUACGUUGAGGGUUUAGUUUGACAAAAAUACCUUAAAAACAUGGUAACGCAAUCGCUCACGGGACAAAUUUUUGAUUAAUUACAUUUACAUUUAAAUUUAAAUUGGGGGGAUCAUUGGUUAUAGCAUUCUGGAAUAUGGCUGGAAGUGCUUUAAACCCUUGAAAAAACCACGAGCGAAACCCAAUAAAAACUCUUUUGCUACCACCACCAACGACUCUCUCUGCACUUUUUGGUUUUCUCUUGGAUGGCUACCACCAGGUCCGCCGCCGCCGCCGCCGCUCUCGGCGCCUCCAGUUCAGGUACUGCUGGUGAAAAGGAUACUUUACCGGUCGAGUCUACCAAUGGAGCUGCUCCUUUUCCAGGCUUAGAGACAAAACAGGAACAAACAGAUCAAUGUAAAAGCUCGAGCGGAUGCCGUGUGGGAGCAAAUGAAUAAAGGAGUAUCUAAUAAGCAAUUCAAGGAUUUAUUAAACAAGUCUUCUUCAUCUGUGAAUAAAACUCCAAAGAAGUCAUCUAAUAAUUGGUUGGGAUAUCUGGGCCUAGCACAAAAGAAGGCAGAGUCCCCAAAAGAAGAUGCAUUACGGAAGAGAUCAAGUGUCUCGCCGAACAGCUCCGGUGACAAUGGUGUGCAGGAUAAAUCUAAUGACGAGGCCAGGAGGCUUGUUGCUGCUGCUUUUGUAGAAGUUAAGGAUGCUGCAGUUGCAACAUCUGGCAGAGGGAAAGUUGAGAUCACGGAGGUUCGGGAUUUUGCUGGUCAAGAAAUUGAAUAUAAGAAGCGUGUCGAUGCUGAUUCAAAGGAAACAUCCGAAAGGGUGAAAGCUCCUGCACCUUCAGGUGUCGAUGCUUUCCUCGAACAGAUUAAGAAGAAGCCAAAGCUCAGUGUGCUUGACAAAACGAAAAAGGACUGGGGGGGGGUGUUUAAAGAAGAGAAAGGGUUGGAGGGAGAGUUGGAAUCUUACAAGAAGAGUUCAAACCAAUAUUUAGACAAGGUAAACUUCUUGCAGCGAGCAGAUUUCCGAGAGUUUGAACGGGAGAGGGAUGCACGGCUGGCCGUGCAGGCCAAAAGGAAGCCAGAUAUGCGGGAGGAUCCAUAACUGCAAAAGAUUUAGGGUUGCGUCCGAUUGACAUUUUCAAAUUUCCCAACUGGGAAUUUUCGCGGGAGGAUGGGCAGCUGCUGCAAUUUUUACGGGGUAUUGUGCAUUUGCUUGAGGUUUUUUCAACAUUUCCUGGAUUUUCAAGGAGAGGAGAGAAUGGCCGUUAAUUGUAAACUAGCGAAAUGUUUUGAUCUUAAUCCGAUUUUUCGGGUGAGAUUGUAGGUCUCGAUUCUUAGAUGAGGAACUUGCAGCGUCAGGUGAUGGGAAUAAUGAGUGAGUUCAAUUCUUUCCCUUCAUUUGUCGAAAUAACAUAUGUCAACUAACGGUUCAUCUCAUAAGUUCUAACUGGACUAUUCAUCAUGUUGCUAGUUUCACUGAGUACUGCAUUAGGCCACAAAUCAGGACAAAACACAUACAAAUCAGCUGCCGAUUGCAAACACAGGCGUAACCAAGUUGGCUAAGAUAGCGGAGUUCCCUCUAUGAACCUAAGUUUUAAUCUCCAUCCGCGUAGUUUGAAUCGAAACCUGACCUAUC
Molecule: messenger RNA, 2180 nt
Organism: Malus domestica (apple)
Lineage: Eukaryota; Viridiplantae; Streptophyta; Magnoliopsida; Rosales; Rosaceae
Source: RefSeq, a predicted model, not a curated record